Pleurotus ostreatus (oyster mushroom) is the source of this 2955-nucleotide messenger RNA. RefSeq lists its product as uncharacterized. The transcript is spliced from 14 exons. NCBI's taxonomy places the organism in Eukaryota, Fungi, Basidiomycota, Agaricomycetes, Agaricales, Pleurotaceae. The coding region runs from base 1 to 2955 and encodes 984 amino acids. The record is from RefSeq and is a predicted model, not a curated record.
AUGAUGAAAGCAUCCAGUGGCAUGAACCUUAUGGGAGGGAUAAAUCUUGCCGAGAAGAUCCAACCAUCCUUCGUACUUCAGCCACCCGAAGAACAAACAGAUAAUUGGGACGACGACUUUGAGGAAGGUAUCUCAUUCAGCAAGCUUCAAGCACUCGAACGCACUUCAGUCGAGGAUGAGAAAUCGCAGCCUUCGUCAACUCGUCAACCCUCUUAUCUAGGGUUACCACCUCGCCCUCCGCACGCCCUGUCUCCCCAACUUCUUUCUUCCGAACCUGAGCCAGAAGACAAUGCCCAGACAAUCAAACCCAACCGAAGCCCCGGCAUGAAUGUAGUCCCCUUGCCAGUUGCAAAGGCACCUCGCGCAGACAUGAGCGUCAUACUGGAGGAUUCGACUUUCAAUAGCAAUACCUCGAGCACCAUGGGCAGCGUCACUGGGAUCGAGAGUGAUACCGAGGACUAUUCGGAUCUUGGCCUCGACGAAGAUGAGGAGAAGUUACAGGAAAAGGUAAAGGACUUCAAGAAGAAGAACUCUUCGCGCCGGGGACUGUUCCAUCCCGAUGACAUUAAGACCUAUGGUAUCAAUAAUGUAUCUCCUGGGCCUCUAUCCGCACCGCUCCCUUCACUUGAACGUAAACCCUCACGGCCGAGUCUUUCGCAGAUUCCCUCCCACCCUUCACAUGGACCAGCGUCUGCUCGGGCGACGUCAUCACACUCACGCUCUUCAUCUCACAUGGGCUCAUUCGCCAAUGGAGGCGGCAGCGGCCCAAGCAGUGAAGCUGGGUCAAUGGGUCGGGGUGAAGGACGGAGGCAGCACGAGAUGGGUGUAUUCGGGAAGUAUGCAGAAGAUGAGGAAGAAGACUAUGAAGAUGUGUUUGGCAAGGCUAAUAGCACUGCCGCCGAACAUGUAAUGCAGACGCUGCAGCUCAAUACCCGAUUGUCUAACAAGUCUUGGCUUGGUGACGAGGAUUCUGACGAAGAAGAUCCCUUUGCUGAGAUUGACGAAGGCUUCGCUGAGGACGAUUUGGAAGCCAACCUCCAGCGCGAUAAACAUGCACGGCUCUGCAAUGCGGUAAACCAAUUAAUCGAUGAGCUCUCGCCCUCGGCUCCGGACUUCCAGUUGAGAGAUGCCUGCGAUCAGCUGAUCAAUAUCAUGACGGAUACUCCAGAGAUGCAAGUGCAAUUCGUAGCGUCGCACGGUAUGCUCGCAAUACUGGAAGUACUUGAAGGAAGAUGUUCCAGAGAGUUGAUUAUGAAGCUCCUGCAUGUAAUUAAUAUGCUCGUCAACGAAGAUGUCGGUUUCUUGGAGAGUUUCUGCUUGAUUGGUGGCAUCCCUGUGAUGAUGGGUUUCACAUCAAAGAAGUACUCCGCCGAAUGUCGACUAGAAGCCUCACAUUUCAUCCGACUCCUGUGUCACACUUCUGUUCUAACUCUACAGAUGUUUAUUGCGUGCCGAGGACUGAAAGUCCUUGUUGACCUCCUGGAUGAGGAUUACAAUGAACAAACUGAUCUGGUGGUGCAUGCCCUGAACGGAAUCGGGAGCGUCUUCGAACUCCAAAGUCCCACUACGAAGAAUGACUUCUGUCGCAUGUUCAUCCGGGAUGGUCUAUUAGAUCCUUUGUCAGCUGCUCUUCUCAAUGUAAUGGGCAGCCGAGAAGGUUCAGCCGCCGAAAUGAAAUUGAAGAUCAUCCAAAUUCUGUUGGUCUUUUCACAGGUCUCCCAGUCGGAUAUACACGUUCGUAAUGCGAUGGGGACACGAAAGAUCAUACGCAGACUAUUGCGUGCCUGCGAAUUGUUGGAACCCGACUGUCUUGUCCUCAUGCUCAAGGCUGUCAAGCACUUGUCCAUGAACGUCACCCUAUUGGAUGUCCUGCAGAAUGCCAACGCCAUAGAAAUCCUGACUCGCAUCUUGGACGAACAAAGCGCGGGUGCGCAUAGUGCAGAAAUGGCAAAUCACAUCUUCCAAACAUGCUACAAUCUGUGCAGGCUCAACAAAUCACGGCAAGAAGAAGCUGCCCAGGCAGGCAUCAUACCCUGCUUGAGACGAGUCAUCGAGACGAGCUCCCCGCUGAAGCAAUUCGCUUUACCAAUUCUUUGUGAUCUUGCCAGCGCUGGGAAGAGCUGCCGUAUGCUAUUGUGGCAGCAAGAUGGAUUAGGAAUGUACCUAAAGUUGUUGGACGACCCAUAUUUCCAAGUCAGCGCGCUCGAGGCUAUCGUUUCGUGGCUGCAAGACGAACCUGCCCGAAUAGAAGACGAGCUAGUCAAACCCGAAGCUGUAGAAGCCAUCCUAAAAUGUUUCGUAUCGUCCAAGGCGAACUCGUUUGAGAACCUCCUUGAACCGUUUUUAAAGUUGACCCGCCUCUCUUCAUCCCUCGCCAACCUCCUCGCCAAAUCUACAGCAUUCUUCAACCGUAUCAUUGAUCGUCUAAGCCAUCACAGCAAAGCUGUUGUUCGGCGUAAUUUACUGCGAAUUCUCAAGGGAGUAUGUGAUGUUCACCCCAACCGCGGGGCGAUAGUAGAGAGAUAUGGACUGUACGAAGUGGUUGAGCGGUUGAGUCGCACGGAUGGUGCAGUGCUGGUCAGAGAGUUGGCCAGGGAGAUCAUUCCCUCCAUUCGGCCGGCACUACGGCCUGCGGCAAAGAAGAGCGGGAGCGGAGGACGAGAGAAGGGCGUACGAGCCGAUGUGCUACGAGCGUCAUCAAGGGAUGGCCUUACCCCGAAGAAGAUGAGGCGAACGGCAUCGGAGACCUCCGCCUCGCCAUUCGAAUCAGCCAGCCCUGCCAUACGAUCCACUAGUGGUGGACCUACUAUGUCGAAUGCAACAAGGAUGGUGCCGUCGGGAGUCCAUACUAGUUCUAGUCGGAUGAAUACGUCUCGACAGCGACUAGACGAGAUCCUUUGGCAGACAGAAUAUUCGACGCCUAUGAAUGGUAGCAACUCACGGCGGCAAAGGUGA